This is a messenger RNA of Ostertagia ostertagi, 876 nucleotides long. Lineage: Eukaryota; Metazoa; Nematoda; Chromadorea; Rhabditida; Trichostrongylidae. The record is from the annotation of a GenBank genome assembly.
AUGCCGUGCGAGGAGGCGCCGCUAAGCUCAACACCGGCUUCCAUAUUCCCUCUAGUGGGACUGGGAACCUACAAAGUCACUGGAGCUCAGGUGAAACCAGCUGUCGAUGCGGCAUUAGGCUGCGGCUAUCGUAUGUUUGACACCGCCAAGUACUAUGUGAAUGAACCCGAAUUGGGAGCUGCACUAGCGGAGCUGCUUCCAAAACAUGGCUUAUCUCGCUCUGAUAUCUUCCUUACCACAAAGUUCUUCCCUGAUCGCGAUGAUCCAUGCAGCGACUGCCAGCGCUCUUGCUAUACGAUCGCGACAUGGUCCUUAUUCACUAUCCAAAAGCUCAGGGAAUGUGAUGAGCAAGACGAAAAAAAUCCACUCCAUCGGAAGCUCACCUACAUAGAGCUUGAGAAUUUGAAAGAUGAAGGUAAAAUUCGAUCUGUUGGAGUAUCAAAUUACGAGUCUCGACAUAUAGAAGAGAUCAAAAGUUAUGGAAAGCUCGAAGACUUGAGUUUUCAGAUGAUGCCGUGCGCCAACCAAGUGGAAUAUCAUCCUCAUUUCACCCGAGAUGAACUGAAGGAGUAUUGUAAAAAAGAGGGCGUUUUCUUCCAGGCGUUCUCAUCUCUCGCUCGACAUGAACCAGCACUCGUAAACGAUCCGGUGGUUGUGGAUCUGGCAAAAAAGCAUAAUACUGCAGUUCCGAUAGUUCUGUUAUCGUUCGCGCUCAGCCAAGGUGUAGGAAUCGUACCCAAGUCUACGAAUCCUCAACGGAUAAAGGACAACCUGGAGGUGACGAACUUCCAGUUGAAUGAGGACGAGAUUGAAUCACUGCAUAAACUUGAUCGCAAUCAGCACUAUAUUCGAUGCUACGGGUGGCGUGUGCUUUGA